Messenger RNA from Chiloscyllium plagiosum (whitespotted bambooshark), 981 nucleotides. NCBI's taxonomy places the organism in Eukaryota, Metazoa, Chordata, Chondrichthyes, Orectolobiformes, Hemiscylliidae. The record is from RefSeq and is a predicted model, not a curated record.
ACCAUGCGUCAGAUCCAUCCGCUUCACAAAAAAAAAGCGACAACCACCGCCACACACAAAAAAAAUCGAAAACCCUAAAGCUUCACCUCCCUGCGCUGACACGCGUGCCACAGAUCUCACGCAAGAUUUCACGCCCGCCUUUCAUUUUAUUUUCUUGCAUUUGCAAAUGUGGGUGUUGGAUUUUGUCUCUCUCUCUCUGCUCUGUGUGUGUGUGCUUGUUGUCGGGCGGGGAACUCUGUUUUUGGUGCGGAAGGAGUCGCUCUGCUGGAGGAGUCGGCUCCUCUCUAUGUGGGUGAAUGGAGGAGAGUCUUCCUGGAGAGUAAACACUCACGCACAGAACUAGCUGAUUACAUCGGAUCUCUCACCGUUUAACACUAAAAAAUCACCCCCAAACAUGCCUGCUGAUACUAAACAAAUCUAUGAGUUGGAAUCUGAAUUGUACUUCCUAAUAGCCAGAUUUUUGGCAUCGGGACCCUGUCAGAAGGCGACCGAGGUCCUGAUACGCGAAGUGGAGGAGAAGCAGCUGCUGCCGAAACGAAUAGACUGGAAGGGCAAGGAGCAUCCCAGGACCUACGAAAAUUUGGUGAAAACUCAUAGACACGUAGCUCCAGAUCAUCUGCUUCAAAUAUGUCAGCGACUUGGACCUCUCUUAGAAAAAGAGACUCCACAGAGCGUUCCAGGGGUUCAUUCGUUACUGGGAGCUGGAAGACAGUCUAUGCUUAGAACAAACAAAAGUUGUAAGCAUGUGGUAUGGAAAGGAUCAGCACUUGCAGCAUUGCAUCGAGGAAGACCCCCUGAGCCACCAAUCAAUUAUGGCAGCCCACCUAAUAUAGGUAUGCUUUUUUACAUUUAUGUUGCGUUCGGUUUCAUUUUGAUAGUGGUCUCACUGCCUUUUGCAUUUUUCAUUGAGUUAUCUGAGGGCUGGCAAUACUGGUGCAAUUGCGUAGCCUUCAAGUUUUUCCAUCAUUAGGUGUCAUAUGG